AUGCUCAAACGUUUAGCCGGAAGAGUAGCCAUCGUGACUGGUUCGACCAAAGGAAUCGGCUAUGCCAUAGCCGAAAGACUGGCGCAAGAAGGCGCUAAGGUUGUAGUAAGCAGCCGGAAACAAGCCCACGUCGACGAAGCCCUAGAAUCGCUUUCGAGCAAAGGCUACCAAGUCUCGGGCCUCACCUGCCACGUGGCCAAAAAGGAAGACAGGCAGAAGCUGCUGGAAGAGGCGUCUAAACUGGGCGGGUUGGACAUCCUCGUGUCCCACGCCGGCGUGAAUCCAUCCAUAACGAACGUGUUCGGUUGCACGGAGGAGGCCUGGGAUAAAAUAUUCGACGUCAACGUGAAGACCGCCUUUCUGCUGGCGAAAGAAUCGCUGCCUUUGCUGAAAAACAGCAAGGCCGGACGGAUCAUGUACACCUCUUCUGUCUCCGCCUUCAGGCCUUUUCGGGAUAUGGGGGCUUACGGGGUGAGCAAGACGGCCCUGCUGGGUCUCGUCAAAGCGGAAGCUUUCGAUUUGGGGCCUUACAAUAUCACCGUGAACGGUAUAGCGCCCGGGUACAUCGAAACGAGAUUCGCUGAGGUUUUGACUCCGAUGAAAGAGACUUAUGUGGGCGAAAUGAACAUAAAAAGGAUCGGUAAACCCGAAGAUAUAAGCGGAAUCGCAGCUUUUCUGGCGUCUGAUGAUGGCGCUUAUAUAACGGGCGAAACUAUUGUUGCAGCUGGCGGGUUGCUUUCUAGAUUGUGA
Phyllotreta striolata is the source of this 750-nucleotide messenger RNA. Lineage: Eukaryota; Metazoa; Arthropoda; Insecta; Coleoptera; Chrysomelidae. The record is from the annotation of a GenBank genome assembly.